AUGCUCCGCCACAAACCACCACUCUCCUCCCUCCUCCUCCCCUUCCUCCUCCUCUUCUCCGCCGCAGCAACCACCACCUCAAUCUCAAAACAGUUCAAAGAAGCUCCCAAAUUCUACAACGCACCAGAAUGCCCCCAAACCCACAUUGACACUGAUGACGUUGACCGCCAAACCGACACUUUGGACACCGACCCUGACUCCGCCGUCCACGUAGCCAUGACACUCGACGCCACCUACAUCCGGGGAUCAAUGGCCGCCAUCUUCUCCGUCCUCCAACACUCAUCUUGUCCACAAAACAUCGUCUUCCAUUUUGUCACAUCCGCUUCUUCCGACGCGUCACUCCUACGCGCCACCAUCUCCACCUCUUUUCCUUACCUGAAAUUCAAACUCUACCCCUUUAAUGAUUACUUCGUCGCCGGACUUAUUUCCACCUCGAUUCGCUCCGCCCUCGACUGCCCACUCAACUAUGCUCGGAGCUACCUUGCCAACAUCCUCCCACUCCACGUACGCAAAGUCGUCUACCUUGAUUCCGAUCUGGUGCUCGUCGACGACAUUGCGAAACUCGCCUCCACACCACUCGGCGACGACUCCGUCCUCGCCGCACCGGAAUACUGCAACGCCAACUUUACCUUUUAUUUCACACCUACUUUCUGGUCCAACCCAUCUCUAUCAUUAACCUUUGCCAACCGAAAAGCAUGUUACUUUAACACCGGCGUGAUGGUGAUCGACCUAGACCGGUGGCGCACCGGAGAUUACACGAGAAAGAUCGAGGAAUGGAUGGAGCUACAGAAACGAAUGAGAAUCUAUGAAUUAGGUUCACUGCCACCGUUUUUGCUUGUUUUUGCCGGAAAUAUAGCUCCGGUGGAUCACCGGUGGAAUCAACAUGGGCUCGGCGGGGAUAAUUUCCGAGGGCUUUGUCGUGAUCUACAUCCGGGACCGGUGAGUCUGUUACAUUGGAGUGGGAAAGGGAAGCCAUGGGUGAGACUUGAUGCAGAAAGGCCAUGUCCGUUGGAUGCUCUUUGGGCGCCAUAUGAUCUUUUGAAACCUCCAUUUUCUUUUGAUUGUUGAAGAAAUGGUGAUGAUGAUGAUGGUGAAGAACAUGAACUCCAUCAUGAUAUCAUCUAGUUUUUGUUUUUUAUAUUUUGUAUUUUUAUAUUAAAAUUUGAAAUUGUACAUUUGUUUAAAAAAAAUAUAGUAGGAAUUCAUGAUUUUGUUGUAUAAGAAAAGAAAGAAAGUCCAAAUACAUAAAGUGAUGUAAUAAAAGACGUCUCUUUCUUCC
Cynara cardunculus var. scolymus (artichoke) is the source of this 1279-nucleotide messenger RNA. RefSeq names its product probable galacturonosyltransferase-like 1. Gene Ontology annotation, cellular component: Golgi apparatus. Gene Ontology annotation, molecular function: glycosyltransferase activity. The coding region runs from base 1 to 1068 and encodes 355 amino acids. The transcript has a single exon. NCBI's taxonomy places the organism in Eukaryota, Viridiplantae, Streptophyta, Magnoliopsida, Asterales, Asteraceae. The record is from RefSeq and is a predicted model, not a curated record.